AUGCAGCACAACAGCAGCAGCGACAGCGACAGCGAGGGCAAGGGCGGCACGCGUAUGACAUGGCGAAAAUUAUGCCGCAGUAGCGCAGCUGUUGAUUUACCAGAUCUCAAGCGCUACAACACUCGGCAGACGUGGAUCGCAGCUCGUUCCAUCUCGCUCGGCCACACGCGUAAAAUGGAAGGCAGAGGCGCCAAACUACGAAACAUUCGACUCCGCUCGCUCCUCGCCCUACCCCAUGCGAUGCUUAACGACCUCAACGAGAGACGACCCGCGACGGCCAUCCUCGCUAGCCCCGCGCGCGCUAUCACUGGGCAAUGA
Bipolaris oryzae ATCC 44560 is the source of this 318-nucleotide messenger RNA. RefSeq lists its product as uncharacterized. Bases 1 to 318 code for a protein of 105 amino acids. The transcript is spliced from 5 exons. The record is from RefSeq and is a predicted model, not a curated record. NCBI's taxonomy places the organism in Eukaryota, Fungi, Ascomycota, Dothideomycetes, Pleosporales, Pleosporaceae.